AGAUUGUGGAUGUUGACCAGCGCCAGGAGGCUUACUCUGGUAUUGGGCGCUCUUCUUCUAGUUGGCGUCCUCUCGUUUCUCUACGUGAAGCCCGCUAAGCUCGCGUCCCUAUAUAAUCUUGUCCCCAGUUCUGAAUCUCAAGAGAAACCUUCCUCUCCAAAAUAUCGGGAUUCGACACUAGGAUCAUGGAUACCCUCACCAGCGCGUGCAUCAGACGCCGACGUGUGGGGCAUGCCCUUGACUUGUAGUCCUGAUUUCUCACCGGCCGCAGGUGGACCUGAUGGACGUGAUAAAGAGGCAGAGGCGCAAGAACGAGGGAGACAUGUAGCUUCUUGGGAAUGGGUGCUUCAGGACGGGAAACCGCCUAUACCAUGGGACACCGAGGCUUUUAUUGAAAGGGCCCUCAAAAGUCGGGGUGGUUUCGUAUUUAUCGGAGACUCUGUCAUGGUUCAGAUGCUAACUGGACUUGCACACUUUGUUGGACAACAUGCAGGCGAUUGGCCACGCACAGUAGUGGAGGAGGUUCUUCUCGAAGACAAUGGAAUUUUUGUUACUACCUCCUAUGUUACCCUUCACCCCGAAAAUCAGCUCUUCGCAAAACUUCUCGCGAAGCCCUCGCUGGCCGGUGUUCCUCGCUCGCGUUUCUCUCGACCCGUCAUCACAUCUUACCGUUCCGACGACCUCAUUACACAGAAAGAACUCAACGCCACAUUCCUCAUGGCCGGGUUGGAAGAGCCCGUCAACAUGAAUAACCAUCGAGCGAUGGGGGAGUGGCGGCAGGGGCUCAAGAACUACAGCAUGGAAGAAUCAUGGGAGGGCGAGCUCGACACCAUAGUCUUCGCCAACACAGGGCCUCACUGGAGCCCAGCGCACAUGUGGCCCGCCAAAGAUCGUGUGCUCCUCAAAGCCUACCAAAUAAUGCUUGAUAAAGUCUACGACUUUCUCGUAAACUCGCCACUACCAACACUCACAUUUUUCCGUGCCACAUCCCCUGCACACCAACAUUGUAAUAACCACUCUGCUCCCAUUACACUAACAUCGAGCGCUGCGAUCAACCCUGCGCCAGAAGAACACCUUUUUGGGUGGCAUCUUUUCCCAGAGUAUAACCGAAUGGCGAGGGAACUGUUUGGGUCCUCAAAGCAUAACAAUACGCGGUACUUCGACAUAUGGCCGCUCUCUGUAGUAAGACCUGACGCCCAUAUCGGGUGGCAUAACAAUGAUUUCGACUGUCUCCACUGGUGUUCACCAUCUGUGACGGAAUGUUGGCGCUAGCCAAGAGCCUUUCAUACGUUUUCAGGGACGGAUACCCCAAGCACCACUUAGAAACUCAUGCGAAUCGUACAUAUUCUAUCGUUUGCGGCACCAUUACUGUAAAGGGCAACCUGAUACCACCGUGGGUCAUCCAAAUUGGAUUGGACGAUUCUUGUCUUAGGCUCCACCGAGCUCCCACGUCAAUGCAAUGA
Messenger RNA from Laccaria bicolor S238N-H82, 1463 nucleotides. RefSeq lists its product as uncharacterized. Gene Ontology annotation, molecular function: O-acetyltransferase activity. The coding region runs from base 10 to 1272 and encodes 420 amino acids. The record is from RefSeq and is a predicted model, not a curated record. NCBI's taxonomy places the organism in Eukaryota, Fungi, Basidiomycota, Agaricomycetes, Agaricales, Hydnangiaceae. The transcript has 4 exons.